Gastrolobium bilobum is the source of this 1421-nucleotide messenger RNA. RefSeq names its product phosphoglucan phosphatase DSP4, amyloplastic. The transcript is spliced from 14 exons. The coding region runs from base 108 to 1235 and encodes 375 amino acids. Gene Ontology annotation, biological process: starch catabolic process; protein dephosphorylation. The record is from RefSeq and is a predicted model, not a curated record. NCBI's taxonomy places the organism in Eukaryota, Viridiplantae, Streptophyta, Magnoliopsida, Fabales, Fabaceae. Gene Ontology annotation, cellular component: chloroplast. Gene Ontology annotation, molecular function: starch binding; carbohydrate phosphatase activity; protein tyrosine/serine/threonine phosphatase activity.
CAAGGCAUCUUAGAUCACAACCACAACAGUUGACAACAAAAUAACAACAACACAACACAAACUGAACUGAAGUUGCUCAACACACUGCUCAGAAUUUUCUUCCAAUCAUGAACUGUCUUCAGAAUCUUCCUCGAUCCUCUGCUUUGGCCUUACAAACAGUUGUUACGCGCCAUCACAAGAACCCUCCUUUUUCUGCUCUUUCUUUGGGAAUCAUCAACAAUUCUCGUCGAAAUCGAAGUAUGACACUUAAGUCUGCUUCUGGUUCUAUACCUAGUGCAGAGACGAGUAGUGCCGAUAUGGAGGAGGAAAAGUCUGAGACAUAUAGUAGUAACAUGACAGAAGCCAUGGGUGCUGUUUUGACUUAUAGGCAUGAAUUAGGAAUGAACUACAACUUUAUCCGUCCAGACUUGAUUGUGGGAUCAUGCCUACAGACUCCUAAAGAUGUUGACAAGCUGCGUAGAAUCGGAGUGAAAACUAUAUUUUGCUUGCAGCAAAAUUCAGACCUAGAAUAUUUCGGAGUUGAUAUCAAUGCCAUACGAGAAUAUGCCGAGACUUGCAAUGACAUUCAACACUUGCGUGCUGAGAUAAGGGACUUUGAUGCAUAUGAUUUACGGAUGCGGCUUCCAGCUGUAGUUAGAAAAUUAUACAAGGCAAUAAAUUCCAAUGGAGGUGUGACAUAUGUUCAUUGCACUGCUGGACUUGGAAGAGCUCCAGCUGUUGCGUUGGCAUAUAUGUUUUGGGUUCUGGGUUAUAAACUUAAUGAUGGUCAUACACUACUUCAGAGCAAAAGGUCGUGCUUUCCAAAACUUGAUGCCAUAAAAAGUGCAACGGCUGAUAUUCUUACAGGCCUCAGUAAAAAGCAUGUCACUUUGUCAUGGGAAAACAACAAUUGCUCUACAGUGGAAAUUUCAGGACUUGAUAUUGGAUGGGGGCAGAGAGUGCCCCUAGAUUUUGAUGACAGACGGGGUUUGUGGUUUCUCAAAAGGGAAUUGCCUGAAGGACGCUACGAGUACAAGUACAUUGUUGAUGGGGAAUGGACAUGCAAUAAGGAUGAGCUCUUAACCUCUCCCAACAAAGACGGCCAUGUCAACAAUUUUGUGCAAGUCAUUGAUGAUCCCAACAGUGUUCGUGCCUCCCUUAGGGAGAGAUUGACUGGUGAUGAUCCUGAUCUCACAAAGGAUGAACGUUUGAGAAUAAAAGAGUUUUUUGAAGCUUGUCCUGAUGAGGAUCAAUGAACCAUCAAUGAACUUGGUUGUUUACAUGUAAACAAGCAGAUGCACGUAUAUAAAAUAUGUUAUGUAGUGAAAGAUUGAAUCCGAACCUUAGAUAAGAUCUAUGUAACAUUAUUUAAAUAUAGUACACACAGUUUCAAUUAAUGUAACAUGACAUGUAAUGACUUUUAAUAAGAUGGAUUUUACAUU